AAAUACCUGUGACGUCAUCAAUGAAGUGCAGACCGGCAUUUUGAAAGACGUGUUUGGUUCUGGAAGCCUCCGUUUUUCAUAAACUGUCGCGGCGAAAUCAAGGAAGCCAGCAUGGCUACAGAUGGCCUACAGAAAUCUAGGUUGCAGCACUUUAAAAACAAGGGCAAGGAUCAAGAUGAGAUGCGAAGGCGGCGAAAUGAGGUGACAGUCGAGUUGAGGAAGAACAAGAGGGACGAGUCGCUGCUCAAGAGACGCAAUGUGCCCCAGGUCGACUCCACGGAUGAUGAAGAGAUUGACAGGGGCCACCCAGAUCUCCAGGCUAUUGUGGCAAAUGCAAGCAGUGGGGAUCCUAAUGUCCAACUCAGUGCAGUCCAGUCAGCCAGGAGGCUACUCUCGAGUGAUCGUAAUCCGCCUAUCGACGAUCUGAUCAACUCUGGAAUCCUUCCUAUAUUAGUUCAAGCUUUGCGAAGGCAUGACAACCCUUCCUUACAAUUCGAAGCAGCCUGGGCACUGACAAACAUUGCAUCAGGAACUCAGCAACAAACGCAAGCAGUUGUCAACGCAGAUGCAGUACCACUUUUCUUGGACUUGUUGAGGUCACCACACCAAAAUGUCUGUGAACAAGCUGUUUGGGCGUUGGGCAACAUAAUUGGGGACGGGCCGCAGCUUCGAGACUACGUUAUUAAACUUGGUGUGGUAGAGCCACUACUGUCAUUCAUCAAGCCUUCCAUGCCACUAACGUUCUUGCGUAAUGUUACCUGGGUCAUCGUUAACCUUUGUCGGAACAAAGACCCUCCGCCACCGCUGGAAACCAUCAGAGAAAUCCUGCCUUCUCUAUGUCUCCUCAUUCACCACACGGACAACAAUAUUCUGGUGGACACAGUGUGGGCUAUUUCCUACUUAACGGAUGGCGGCAAUGAGCAGAUCCAGUGGGUGAUUGACUCGGGUGUGGUGCCCCUGCUGGUGCCUUUACUUAGCCACAAGGAGGUGAAAGUGCAGACUGCUGCAUUGAGGGCGGUAGGCAACAUCGUUACAGGCACUGAUGAGCAGACGCAGGUGGUACUCAACUGUGAUGCGCUGGCGCACUUCCCUGCACUGCUGACACAUCCCAAAGAGAAAAUCAACAAGGAGGCGGUGUGGUUCCUGUCAAACAUCACUGCUGGUAACAACCAGCAGGUCCAAGCUGUGAUUGAUGCCGGUUUGAUUCCAAUGAUUAUCCAUCAUCUCAGUAAGGGAGAGUUCCAGACGCAGAAGGAAGCAGCUUGGGCCAUCUCCAACUUGACCAUUAGUGGCACCAAGGUCCAGGUGUCCUACUUAGUGGAGCAAGGAGUUGUGGCACCUCUGUGUAACCUGCUGACUGUGCGAGAUCCGCAGGUGGUGCAGGUUGUUCUAGACGGUCUCAACAACAUCCUCAAGAUCGCCGGCACCCAGUUCUACGCUGUCGCCAGCAGCAUUGAGGAGUGUGGUGGCCUCGACAAGAUUGAGGCCCUUCAGAACCAUGAAAAUGAAGACAUAUACAAGCUGGCCUAUGAGAUCAUCGACCAGUACUUCUCGGAUGAUGUGGAUGAGGACCCCCACGUGGUGCCGCAGGCCUCUGACCAGGGCUACCAGUUUGAUCCCAAUGCUUCCAUCCCCGCGGAUGGCUUCAAGUUCUGAUGGCCAUGCUCGGAGCCUCCCGUGACCACCACGGGUAGGGCGGAAAGAGCUGCUGCAGCUGCUACCAGGAUAAGAGGGGAAGGGAGAUGUCGCAACUCCAGCAAGCGUAGCUGGCAACAAGCAGACGAGUGGCAGUGCUUGCAACUGGUGUGUGGGAGAGUGAGCGUGGAGGCGAAGGGCCACGUCGCCUUGGAACAGCCGUCUUCUGCGUUGAGAGGUGGCGCAGGUUGGCAGUGGCGCACCGCCCCUGCUAGUGCUUCUGCAUGUUCAACUCGCCUCUCGCGGUGGCCACCACCGACCAUCGCCGGGGGCAUACGGCCCUCCCUAUCGAACGUUUUUCGCCACCGCUCUAGGUCAUUGUCAGUUCCCCUUUAUCUCGUGAAGACACCUCUUGUCAAGCUAGACUGUAGAGAGGUGUUUGUAGCAGUUCACAUUGCCCUUUCCUUUAUUUCUCCCCUUGUCCAUGGUUGUCCUCGCUGUACUUAUUCAGAUGGGUUUGCUGCCUUCUGUUUCUCUCUCUCUUUCUUUUUUUAUUUCUUGCUUUUCCACUUUUGUCAACCAUGCCUGGUGCUAACUUGGAGAGAAAUGGACCAAGCACUGAUGAAUUGCUUUCUUUGCUCCACCAUUUUUUUUUCUUUCUGUCUUUGCGUGUUCUUAGUGCAUGUGGGGUCGCUCCAGGCGUCCUGUCCUCUGCAUAGGUGCUGUGUAAUGUACCCAACAUCCUUGCGUCGUGCAAGCUGGAUCUUGGCAAACAUGAGCAAAAAUAGGGGGAAGAAAAGACUAGUCGGAUGAAGUAGGUCGUGCACAUAUAGUUUAGUGCUUGAGGACAGAAGUAUUUUGACACUUGUUUUCUGUGCAGAAUUUUGCUUGUUAUUGCUUUUAAGAAUCAUGGUUUCAUGUCAGGUGUAAUACCUCAGUAUCUUCCAGAUGGGAGGAGAGAGAAGCUACUAGUGUGUAAUUAUAUACGUGUGUAAUUAUCACCCAUCCACACUUAGAAGAAACUCAGGCAAAGUUGUGUGGAAAAAAAAAAAAGCAGGCCUGCAAAGAACGCAAAUAAUCGUUUAGCUAAAGCUGAAUUUCUGAUAUAUACGUCGUUCAACAUAGCGAUCAAAGGCUGCUGUGCAGUGACAAAGCACUUUCUUUGGAAAGAGUGGGACCUCUGGACGAAUUGAGCGCAAUAGCAAGAGCUGCAGAAGAAAAACAGCAUAGCUGAAGAUCAGUUUUUCAUCCAGGUGCCUUAAGUUCUCCAGGAAGCUUGCCGAUGUUUCCUUGACGGUGGACGAAAAAGAAGAAAGAAAAAAAAGAGAGAAAGAAGAGCACAAAAUUCGUGGACAACGGAUGAAGAGAAGGCAGUGCUGCCAUUGUGGCAAUGGAAUUGCCGGACACAGCCGACGAGCAUGAUGUGCCAAUCUGUGAGCAUGUGGAGUUUUAAGCUGAAGAACUGCUGUGGCUGCUUGCUUCUGUGCAGUUUACUAGUUUUUCCGAAGCACCCAGGCGUGGCUGCUUCAAUCCGUUUUGUGUUUCCAGUGGCAGUUGUGCUGAGAGCAUCUGGGUUUUCUGAGCAGCUCCCAAAACAGUCUACGGGAAAAAGCGUCUAGGAUUGAGCGAUGCCUUCAGCUGGCAUGCAUCUUUCCAUGUAAAUACUAGUAUAUUUGCCAUGGUCUUGCAUUGAAGCACUCUUUUGUGGCAGCAAUGUAGCCAGAAUGAGUUAGCUCAUUCUUGUUUGUUUUAAUUCAUGGCAUUGAGGGGCAAUCUUCACCUUGACUUUUGAUUGUGUGUGCAUCAGUCUGUUUUGCUUGAACUGACCCCUCCCCAUCUUUUUUUUUAUGCCUUGAGCAAAACAUUACGUGUUUAUAAAUGUAGGAUUUGUACUCAAUUAUGCAUAACAAAUUGUAAAGCCAUGUGAAGACACACACAAUGGUUGUGUCACAAUUCGGGAGGACCUUCGUCAAGAUAAUUCACAAGACGAGCAGAGAUAAUGUACAAUUGUACAACCCGAUUGCUGCUUCUGCAGCUGUGCUCUGUUUUGAGCUUGCUAAAAACCCAGACGGCUUUUCCUUGACCUUAUUAUUUUUUUCUCCUUGUGUGUGUUGUGAUCUGGGCGAUUAAAAAUGAUCGCUCCUUCAUUGUUUUGAGUGCUGUGAGAAGUUUUGAUGGCCACUUUAAAGCUAGUAUUAUAUAUGGCACUGAAUUUUUUACUACCUGUUUUUGUCUUCGGGUGUUAUGGCCUUUUACGUCAAUAUGCAAUAGCUGUGCGGUUUCACAGACAAAAUGUUGGCCGCAUGCACAUUUCUUGUUGCAUCUAGAUUUUUUCAUGAGCCCUUCGAGAACUAUGGUCAUAGAGUUCAUUGUUUCUGGAUCAAUGGUAGCCCUAUUGGAUCCAUGGCGCGUCUUCAAGGUAAUGGGCGUAUCCAGGAAUCUGUGUUCUAUAACUGGAAAGGCUGAUCAGUAACAAGAGUAGCAGGCUGAUCAUCAUAUCUUCAAAGUAUACAAAAAAAUUAUGUGGCUCUUUUUUUGUUUUUCUUUCGUAAUGCCAGCAAAGUUCUUAAGGCACCAUUUUUCAUAACUCGCAGUGUGCACUAGGUGUGGAGUGUGAAAUUGCUCAAAUUACCCGUUUAUCUUCACUGGAAAGAGCGUCAUCCAGUCGGAACAGUGUAAUUACAGGAAGUAAGAGACCAGUGUCUUGUCGAUUGCUGCAUUUUUAAAGCUUCCCAAACGUCCACAUUCAACUGGAUCGAAACGCUGCCUUGUGAUACAUGCGGUGUGAAGAAAGAAAAAAAAAAUCAGUUUCUCUCUCGCCUUGAAGGAUCGUCAAACCAGGGUGCAAUUGUGUUGUCAAGAGGUGGAGCCUGGCUGUCUUUAGUGUUGUUCUUUGGUAGUAUUCCCCCUCUGCCCACUGGGCCUUGUGUAGUGUGCUCUGGUGGGCAUGCAACGUACAGUGCACUACAAGACCAGUGUAACAUGCUGUGGUUUCAACCUCUCUGUUGCCCCCCCCCCCCUCCCUGUUAGUGUUUCAGGGGUGUUGUGUGUUUGUCUGCAUGUGUGUACAUUGUUUGGGCACAGCUUGGUGAACUUGAAGCACUCUGUGCAUGGCGUGCUGCUAAAUGCUUGUUACUAGUGGCUGCCACAUGUUUUUUUUUUCAGAAGCCGGUGAUAAUUGUUAAGGGUGCAUUUAGUGCCUCCAUGUAUGUUUUUGCCAGGGCCAAAACUUUUGGCUAGUGCAGAUUUCUUGUGGAAUGAGAUUAAUGGACUCCUUCCAUUAGGCCUUAUUGAAAUUGAAUCUUCAGUGACCACUCGCAUGGUGCAUGCAAGAUAUUUGCUUACUCAGUGUUCGGAUCAAGUUCACCAAGGUGUGGUAAAUUUCUGCUUUGAGCACCUAUUGUCUCUUUUGGGUGUACAGUAGCUGACAGGCAGUAAUUAGCUAAUGUCAUUGGCUGUAUGCCUUAAAUUAUUUUUCUCUACCAGAAGGUUUUACGCCUCAUAACCACGGGCAAAGAAAGCGUAGUGCUUGUUAUUUUGAUGUGUUAUCUUCCUGUCAAGCUGGUGUGCCCUGUGCGUUUCUGGACUGUGUGCAGUGCAUAUAUAUAUUUUUUUUUCGGCGUCUCGAUGCUCUUUAGAUGUCGUGGUGCGCCUUUGUAAGGAAAACAAAUGACUCCCAGGAGGACCAUUGUACAUAAACUGCAAAGCAAAUACUACCUGUAAAUUUCUUUUUGGUGGAAAUCGAAAUUUGUUUUCCUUGCAAAGACGUUUCUCCUUUAAAACUCCUUUGCAGGCUACCUCUAGGUUUACAAAGAGUUACUUGAAAUUGAAAGUUUUUAUACUCUAUAGGACAUAUUUCAAUUUGCACGCAAAUUAAAGGGUAAUUGAAAUGCCCCUUGUAAACCGAGGUGCCAUGGCAAAUAAAAAAAAAUCUGACCCUAAUAAUCGAAGGAUUUGUGCACGCGUGUACUUUUAUUGUGCUAAUUAUGGGGGGAUCGUAGUAAAUCUGUCUCAAACUUCAUGUGUGCCGUAAGUCCAUUUUGGGAGUGUGAGUGGUUGUUCGUGCGAGCACAACAAGAUUUUAACGGCACUGAAGGUUGUACUUGCUACACUACGCACAAGGCAGUGUACAGAGUGCACUAUGAGUUGCCAAAAGGGGGAAGCAGGAAAUACAUUUGCCACAAAUUGGAAUGUUUUAAGAAGUAACGCUAGUUACAAACUCCUUUAGCACAUGAUCUGACCUAAUCCGACAGAACGCUGGCAUAAGGAAAUGCACGCCGCACCGAGCGAAGCGACCUUCGUUUUUACUGAAUGCUUCUUCGGUGCAGUCAUAGUACCUCCCUGGGCUGGUAACAUCCGUGACCCUUCAAAAAUGCAUGCCGAGACUGUGACAUCGGCUUUUGCACUCCCGGGCAACAGUCUAGAAAGGAGGGAAUUCACCUCUGUCAUGGCAUGUGCAAACUUGUGAGCCUGCUCAUAAAGGCGCCCGCGACGACGAUUGGUGUGUUAAAGGUGUACUGACAAAAUUUGGCGGCCGUUAUAGCCUGCGGGGUCGAUUCCCGUGGACAUGCGUAUAUAUCAUUUGCAAAUAUCAAAAGCGAAUAUAGCUUGGAAGGUAUUUUAAAUUUCAUUUUGAAGUUUGCGUGAGCGCUCUAGUCCACCGUGCUAUUGACACCCUCAAAGGUUGGGGAUCCCCAACUUUCCUCACAUCACCACGCUGCAGUCAGUAUAAACAAGAUUAUGAUGACGUCAUAGCUGCCAUUUUUUUGCGUGUUAAGGGUGCAUUUAGUGCCUUCAUGUAUGUUUUUGCCAGGCCAAAACUUUUGGCUAGUGUAGAUUGUGGAAUGAGAUCAAUGGACUCCUUCGAAGCCAUAUAGGCCUCAUUGAAAUUGAACUGAAUAGGCCAUGGCUCAUGCUUUGAAAGUUUUGUGUUUAGCACACUGUAGCCCCGUUUCCUAUUCGAGAAUAAUUCUUGAUGCGGACCUGUGCGAGAAAGCGUGUCGCGGUUGUGUGUUCUGUGGUCAAGAGCUGCACACGCUAGGUGGCGAUAGUUGCACUCGACGGCUUAUCGUUUUUGGAGCUCGAACUGAAACUGGUCGAUAAUGAGGGGCCUAUCACUAAUUAUCUGUUGCAUGCUGUAUCAAAUGAUGUGUUGCGUUAUGACUAAUAGGCCAUUUUCAAGAAUGGAGAAA
This is a messenger RNA of Rhipicephalus microplus (southern cattle tick), 6827 nucleotides long. RefSeq names its product karyopherin alpha3 (gene Kap-alpha3). Gene Ontology annotation, biological process: protein import into nucleus. The record is from RefSeq and is a predicted model, not a curated record. Lineage: Eukaryota; Metazoa; Arthropoda; Arachnida; Ixodida; Ixodidae. Gene Ontology annotation, cellular component: cytoplasm. Gene Ontology annotation, molecular function: nuclear import signal receptor activity; protein binding.